Tilletiopsis washingtonensis is the source of this 974-nucleotide messenger RNA. RefSeq lists its product as hypothetical. Gene Ontology annotation, molecular function: structural constituent of ribosome. NCBI's taxonomy places the organism in Eukaryota, Fungi, Basidiomycota, Exobasidiomycetes, Entylomatales. Bases 392 to 736 code for a protein of 114 amino acids. Gene Ontology annotation, biological process: translation. The transcript has 4 exons. The record is from RefSeq and is a predicted model, not a curated record. Gene Ontology annotation, cellular component: cytosolic large ribosomal subunit; ribosome.
CGUCAUCUUCCAACAUGGUGCGCAUCCUCGCCUCGCCGUCUCGCCGUCUCCUGUCCCGCACUUCCGUGCACCCCUGCCGUGCCGCGCUGGCCGGCACCUCUGCGCCUGCGCCGAGCCGCGCGGCCACCCGCCGUGCAGCAGUGUUGCCAGCUGCGCGUCCACGGAGCUCGCCGCUGUCCGACACGCGGCAGCUGCCGCAGCGCACGCGUAUGGUCGUACCAUAGCUCGUUGCGUCGUAGCCGCAGAGCCCGUGGCGGCGGCCAGAACGCUGCUGCAGGCGUCUCUGUGGGCACGCCAGCGCAGGCCACGAGGUCUGCAGCCUCGGCAAUGGCGUCGCAGGCGAGGCUGCCACUGCAACGGGGCGGCGCAUGGGCUGGGCUCAGGUGGUUGCAUGAGCCAGCGAGGCUCCGGCCAGAGCACCAGACGGCCGGGCUGCUCUCAGGAGUGGGCGGAGACUCUGGGCAGCAGCAGCGUGGAACGGCCGCUGUGCCGCCGUGGCUCGCUCCGUGUCGUGGCCAGGCCACCGGCGUUUCGCCCCAUCAUCCGCCUCGACAAAGAGCUCAUCCCGUUGCGCCGCCUACAGCCGUCGCAGAAGACCUUCCGCAUUAAGAGCAAGCUCGCGGUCGCGGCCAAGAAGUCGCGCCCGAUCCCGCAGUGGUUCCGCCUGAAGACUGACAACAAGAUUCAGUACAACAAGAACCGUCGCCACUGGAGACGGACGAAGCUCGGCCUCUAAACGCCGACUGCUCUCGUUCUGCUCUGCGCUUCCCGGCUCUCUUCAUCAUCACCACCAUCCAUCACCUCGCACACGCGCGCCUGUGGCACCCUAUCGCCGCAACUCAUGUACACUGCACUGGUCCGCGCGCCGGCGCUGCCGGCGCGACCUGACGAAAAUCUCACCUGCCAGCCAGCGUUGCUCGUGUGCAGUGGGUGUGCGGCCGGGAUUGCGAGACGGGGGGAGUGCACGAGUCUAG